Messenger RNA from Candoia aspera, 2509 nucleotides. RefSeq names its product nuclear receptor binding protein 1 (gene NRBP1). Gene Ontology annotation, biological process: intracellular signal transduction; protein phosphorylation. The record is from RefSeq and is a predicted model, not a curated record. Lineage: Eukaryota; Metazoa; Chordata; Lepidosauria; Squamata; Candoiidae. Gene Ontology annotation, molecular function: protein kinase activity; ATP binding. Bases 158 to 1789 code for a protein of 543 amino acids. The transcript has 19 exons. Gene Ontology annotation, cellular component: endomembrane system; cytoplasm.
CCUUACAACACUCUGUCCAAUCCGAACGGGACUUGACGCGCACGUCGCGUUCUUAUUGGCUCGACUAAACCCUGCCUCUGUCGUCCCUGGUGUGCCUCCGUUGCAGCGCGGCUUGUCGUCUGCUAGUUGGUGCCCGGUCGCCUCCUCCGUUGCGGCGAUGUCUGAGGGCGACACCAAGCAAGUAUCCAGCAAUAUCGGUUCCGACCCGAGACCUGAGGCAGCGUCUGCGGGGUCCGGCAUGACCUCACUUUCCCCGCCGCUAGCGGCGGCAGCCCAAGAGGAGGAGGAAGAGGAGGAAGAAGAGGACGAGUCCGAGGACGAGUCCGAGAUCUUGGAGGAAUCGCCUUGCGGGCGUUGGCAGAAGAGGCGGGAAGAGGUUAAUCAGCGCAAUGUUCCUGGAAUUGAUAGCGCCUAUUUGGCAAUGGAUACAGAAGAAGGUGUGGAGGUGGUUUGGAAUGAAGUCCAGUUCUCAGAACGCAAGAAUUUUAAGCUUCAAGAGGAAAAGGUCAAAGCUGUCUUUGACAACCUGAUCCAGUUGGAGCACCUGAACAUUGUGAAAUUCCAUAAAUACUGGGCAGAUGUGAAAGAGAAUAAAGCCAGGGUUAUCUUCAUUACGGAAUACAUGUCCUCUGGCAGCCUGAAGCAGUUUUUGAAGAAGACAAAGAAGAACCACAAGACCAUGAAUGAAAAGGCCUGGAAGCGUUGGUGCACCCAGAUCCUUUCUGCCCUCAGUUACCUUCACUCCUGUGACCCUCCCAUCAUUCAUGGGAACUUGACUUGUGAUACCAUCUUCAUCCAGCACAAUGGGCUUAUUAAGAUUGGAUCAGUCUUUCAUAGGAUUUUUGCUAAUGUUGCCCCAGAUACCAUCAACAAUCAUGUGAAAACGUGUCGUGAGGAGCAGAAGAACCUGCACUUUUUUGCUCCAGAGUAUGGCGAAGUUGCACAUGUGACCACAGCUGUGGACAUCUACUCUUUUGGAAUGUGUGCACUGGAGAUGGCAGUGCUGGAGAUUCAGGGAAAUGGCGAAUCUUCCUAUGUGCCACAAGAAGCUAUUAACAAUGCCAUCCAAUUGCUAGAGGAUCCAUUGCAACGAGAGUUUAUUCAGAAGUGCCUGGAGCCACAGCCCAGCAAGCGGCCCACAGCCCGUGAGCUUCUCUUCCAUCAGGCUUUGUUUGAAGUACCCUCUCUGAAGCUUCUGGCGGCCCAUUGCAUUGUGGGCCAUCAGCACAUGAUCCCUGAGAACGCACUUGAAGAAAUGACCAAGAACUUGGACAUGAGUGCUGUACUGGCUGAAAUCAACCAUGCUGACCGCGAUGGUGUCCGCAUGAUAUUCUCACAGUCCCCAGCACUGGAACUAGACAAAUUCUUGGAAGAUGUGAGAAAUGGAAUCUAUCCACUUACUGCCUUUGGCCUGCCCCGACCUCAGCAGCCGCAGCAGGAGGUGGUGAAAUCUCCCAUUGCCCCCCCAUCAGUAAAGACUCCAACGCCAGAGCCAGCAGAAGUGGAGACUCGCAAAGUGCUGUUGAUGCAAUGCAACAUUGAAUCGGUGGAGGAGGGUGUGAAGCACCAUUUGACACUGCUGCUGAAACUGGAAGACAAAUUGAAUCGGCACCUGAGCUGUGACCUGCUGCCCAGUGACAAUAUCCAGGAACUGGCUGCUGAAUUGGUUCAGCUAGGAUUCAUCAGUGAGGCUGAUCAGAGCCGGCUUAGCUGUUUACUUGAAGAGGCAUUCAACAAGUUCUUCUACUCGCGGAAUGGGGCACUGGCAGCUGUCACUGUGUCGUCAUAACGGCCAUCCUGCUGCUAGCAGGUGUCCCUGCUCUGCAUCUCUGUAGGGUACUACUCUAAGCCGCUGCCACCACCGUUGCCAGCUUGGAUGUGCCUCCUGCAUGUGUUAUAGCCAGGUCCUGCAGACAAUCGCUGCCACUCUUAAAGGCAGGGGGGCAAGGUGGGGGGGGGAGGGCUGUGUGCCUUGUCAGUAUUAUUUCCCCUGUGGCCAAUGGCCUUCCUUCCCUCUCCCUCCUUUUAGGCUCACAUGCAUGGAGUUUUCUUUUGCUUGAAUUGUACAGUUUUUUUGCACAGCACAGAUGUCUGUCUUGUUAUUUAAAGAGCUGGGGGGAGAUGGAGAAGUUAAGUUCUACCCCAUCCCGUCCUGGCCCUCCACAUCACACAUGCACUCUCUGGCCCCACAGUCAUUGCCUUAUCCCUCUCCAGAUAGACCCUUCUCCUUCCCACAGUUGGUUCAUGCACCAGCCUUGCUUCCAGUAUCCUUGGCUGCAUCUGUUGUGCGGUGGGAGGGUUCUUUCUGGUCUGUAGAGGAAGUAGGCAGGUGGAGCUCCGGUUCAGAUAGCAGGUGGCCAUGGCCGUGUUGAACCAUCCUUUCCUUUAGGAUAUUAUCAAUGCCUGCAGGCUUGGAGCCAGUUUAUCAGAGAAAUUCAACCCUCCCUGUGCUGGAGCUGUUCCAAGUGUCAUUUCUGUUCCUAUUUUUAAUAAAUCGUUUUGUAAAUAA